AGAGGCUGUAGCCAACUACAAAACCCAUAACAUAUUUGUAGCUCAUGGUAUUUCACUUUUUAUUAUUUUGUUUUUGUCUUGCUUUAUUGUGUUGUACCAUUGCCAUGCUCCUGCUAGUCCUCUCUCCCCUCUCUCAUCAAACUCUUGAAUAAUCACUGGGAAUUAAGAUUAAUCUACUCCAAAUUGGGAGUGAUAGUGAUAAUCGAUCAAAUAUAAGAUCAUAUCGAUGGAGAGCACCGAUUCAUCUACCGGGUCGCAGCAGCCGCAGCUGCCGCCGGGGUUCCGGUUCCACCCCACCGACGAGGAGCUGGUGGUGCACUACCUGAAGAAGAAGGUGGCCUCCGCCCCUUUGCCCGUCGCCAUCAUCGCCGAAGUCGAUCUCUACAAGUUUGAUCCAUGGGAGCUCCCAGGCAAGGCUAUAUUUGGAGAGCAGGAAUGGUACUUCUUCAGCCCUCGUGACCGCAAGUACCCGAACGGGGCGCGGCCGAACCGGGCCGCGACGUCCGGGUACUGGAAGGCGACGGGGACCGACAAGCCGGUGAUGACGGGCGGCGGGACGCAGAAGGUCGGGGUGAAGAAAGCCCUGGUUUUCUACGGAGGAAAGCCACCCAAAGGGAUCAAGACCAACUGGAUCAUGCAUGAGUACAGGCUCGUAGACAACAAGCCUAGCUCCAAGCCUCCCGGUUGUGAUUUCGUCAACAAAAAGGGAUCUCUAAGGCUGGACGACUGGGUUCUAUGUCGGAUAUACAAGAAGAACAACGCGCAGCGGCCGUUGGAUCAGGAGCGCGACGACAUACACGAUCAGCUGAUGGGAUCAAUUAAUCCUCAGACUCUAUCCAUGCCUUCUGUGGGCCACCACAAAUAUCUGGAAAGCGACCACAGCCUCUACGACGGGAUGAUGAGCGACGCCAUGAAUCCCCAUUUGGCCUCCUCAAAGGCGGCGCUCCACCUCCUCCCUCCCCACACCCUCAAGCGGACCAUCAACCCCAGCCUCUACUGGAACGACGACGCCAGCCCCGGCCCCGGCCCCGGCACCUCGCCCUCCACCAAGAGAUUCUUGGGGGACAACUGCGACGCCGGCACCAGAGGCGGCGCCAGCGACGACGCCACCAACUCCAUCGCCACCAUUCUCAGCCAGCUCCCCCAGACGCCCACGCUGCAGCAGCAGCAGGCAAUGCUCGGAAACCUCGGCGACGGGGUUUUCGGACAGCAACCCUAUCAUCAAGUCAAUUGGUACACAUGAUUAAAUACCAUAUAUCUAUCUAUAUAUGUGUGUAUAUUGUUAGAAUUAAUCUGUAAGUUUGAUGAAUCCAUUUUUAAAUAUAAAUUAUGCAACAAGCUGGGGAAACAGAUCAUGAUGCUGCUUGUGUUGGAGGAGCUGAAGAUUUUAUUCAAUUAGUCGUAGAAUUACUAUUGUUGGAUCAGAUUUUGUUUGUAGAUAGGGGGAAAAUAUACACAAAUUAAUAUAUUUUUACAAGCUCGUGUUUAUGGGGAAAAGGGGGAUUCUAUAUAGUAAUUUUAGCAUAGAUGAGAUGAGACAGUAUGUUAUUAGCUGUAAUAUAUAUAUUUAUUUCGUUUAUUAUCAUAUAUUUUUGGUCAUUUAGUAGGUGUAAAAACUAAUUAUAGGAAUCUUGUACUGAUCUUGUUGUGGAGAAGUUGAAUAAAUCCAUUUUAGUAAUCA
This is a messenger RNA of Salvia miltiorrhiza (redroot sage), 1681 nucleotides long. RefSeq names its product NAC transcription factor 56. Gene Ontology annotation, molecular function: DNA binding. Lineage: Eukaryota; Viridiplantae; Streptophyta; Magnoliopsida; Lamiales; Lamiaceae. Gene Ontology annotation, biological process: regulation of DNA-templated transcription; system development. The record is from RefSeq and is a predicted model, not a curated record. Bases 227 to 1243 code for a protein of 338 amino acids. The transcript is spliced from 3 exons.